This is a messenger RNA of Phanerochaete carnosa HHB-10118-sp, 456 nucleotides long. RefSeq lists its product as uncharacterized. NCBI's taxonomy places the organism in Eukaryota, Fungi, Basidiomycota, Agaricomycetes, Polyporales, Phanerochaetaceae. Bases 1 to 456 code for a protein of 151 amino acids. The transcript has 4 exons. The record is from RefSeq and is a predicted model, not a curated record.
AUGGAGGCAUUGCUAGGAGUCUCAACACCUAAGAUUGCGAACGUCACAACCUCAGAACCCAUUUGGGGUGUCUAUGCUGCAGAGCUCUCCUCCACAGGGUUCGGCUAUUCCAUGUGGUUCCCUGAGCCUUUGGAAGAUGGCUCCUCUCCGGAGAAGGGAGACGUCGGCUACAUAUACCAGGGUCGCUUCAGAUGCCUGUUCAAUGUAGCCAAGCGUCCAGAAGACCACGCCAAACAGCUGCUGUACAGCUACACUGUACUGGAUUACGAUAAAAGACUCGACAAAGUUGUGCGGGAUGUAUUGCAGAUGAAGAUUAUCAGUAGCCAAGGCAUCAUGACCAUGACCGUGCAAGCCAGCGAGAACAUAUGCAGUCUUGCUGGAAGCAAUGUGGGAUACAGAUUUAUACCCACAGACCUCGACUCUCUCAUUCCUAACAGUGUCUUCCCACAUACAUGA